This is a messenger RNA of Endocarpon pusillum Z07020, 786 nucleotides long. RefSeq lists its product as uncharacterized. NCBI's taxonomy places the organism in Eukaryota, Fungi, Ascomycota, Eurotiomycetes, Verrucariales, Verrucariaceae. Gene Ontology annotation, molecular function: SNARE binding; SNAP receptor activity. The transcript has 3 exons. Gene Ontology annotation, cellular component: SNARE complex; Golgi apparatus; late endosome membrane. Gene Ontology annotation, biological process: vesicle fusion; endoplasmic reticulum to Golgi vesicle-mediated transport. The coding region runs from base 1 to 786 and encodes 261 amino acids. The record is from RefSeq and is a predicted model, not a curated record.
AUGAACUCCCUUUUCAAUUCCGCCCUCAAACAAUCAUCCGCUCUACGAAAGGAUCUAGACGCCUUUGCCGAAUCACCUGCUACAGCAUCACCCGCCCUACAAGGCCAAAUCUCCACAACCCUCACCUCCUUCCAUCGAACUCUAGACUCCUAUUCCGCUCUCUCCCGUCAAGAACCUAAUCCUGAAAAGGCCGCCAAAGCCACCGAACGGCUCAAAAACUUCCGCGCAGACCUCAUAUCUUACCGCGCGCAGUUCGACGCACUGAAGCGAGAUCGCGAAGAUGCUGUCACGGUGAACAACCGGAAUGAGCUGUUAGGCCGGAGACCCCAUCACGGCGGGUCCAUGACGCCGGAGAACCCUUAUGCGCAGCCUUCUUCGUCGCGCUCUGCUUCGGGACUUCAGCGUGGUGGUGGUGGUGGUGGUGGUCAGAAUCCACUGUUUGUGGGGAAGCAGCAAGACGAUAGAGGAGGAGGGCUGUCUUUUGGUAGUAAUGACCAAAGCCGCGAGUCUCACGCUCUACGUGAACGGUCAUUUUUUACACAAACAAACUCGCAACUAGAUGAGUUUCUGGAUCGAGGGCGCGCGGUGUUGGGGGAUCUGGGUCAGCAGCGCGAGAUGUUGAAGGGGACGCAGAGGAGACUGUAUAGUGUGGCCAAUACGCUCGGGGUCAGUGGAGACACAAUCCGAAUGGUUGAGAGGAGGGCAAAGCAGGAUAAAUGGAUCUUUUGGGGUGGGGUGGUGGUUUUCGUUGGGUUCUGUUGGCUGGCCAUCCAUUUCCUCAGAUAA